Messenger RNA from Habropoda laboriosa, 3202 nucleotides. RefSeq names its product nuclear hormone receptor FTZ-F1 beta (gene Hr39). Gene Ontology annotation, biological process: hormone-mediated signaling pathway; regulation of transcription by RNA polymerase II; tissue development. The record is from RefSeq and is a predicted model, not a curated record. Gene Ontology annotation, molecular function: zinc ion binding; nuclear receptor activity; RNA polymerase II cis-regulatory region sequence-specific DNA binding. Gene Ontology annotation, cellular component: RNA polymerase II transcription regulator complex. Lineage: Eukaryota; Metazoa; Arthropoda; Insecta; Hymenoptera; Apidae. The coding region runs from base 76 to 2751 and encodes 891 amino acids. The transcript has 11 exons.
GAUGCUGCAGAGUUUCGCGACGAUCCAAAGACUUCGAGUCGCGUCACGAGCGUGCGGCAGAAGAACCAGCUGAGGAUGUCGGAGCAAAACGGACCCAGCGAGGGUCCAGGACCAGGCCCGGGGCCGGGUCCUGGUUGGUGGCCAACUUCCUCGCAGUCCUGGAAGACAAACUCCUGCUCCGCCUCCUCGUCCGCCAGUUCUACGGGGAAAAAUGUUUCUGUCACAACAAUCAACGUUCCCCCUAAUCAGGAUAUACACGACAGUGAAAGCACAAAAUAUCUUGCUGGGCAAAAUGGCGUGACGGUAUCCGUAGUUUCGAACUGUGCCUCUGUUCCGGUGAAUGUACUGAACCAAAAUGCCGCCGAUGAAGAUGCGGAGGACAGUGACGUCGAGAUAAGCAAAAUCGACUUCCGAGGAGUAAAUUUGCGCACGAAGAAGAAACGAGAUGAUGGAAGCGGUUGCUACGAUGGGAACGACGUGUCCCAGCAACAACCUGAAAGACCCAUGUCAUGGGAAGGAGAACUAUCCGACCAAGAAAUGUCUUCCAAUACAAUUACGAAUCAAGAUACACACGAGGACACAUCAAUGGAGGGCGUCCAAGUAUGUGGCGCGAGUCCUGGGCCCAUGGAACAGAAAUUUCCCAUAAAACCAGAACCUGAUUUCCGAUCCAGCCCGGGGUUUGCAUUCGGUUCUUUCCACGACGCAGGAUUACCCAUGGCUCAUGGCCAGCAGAUGCAACAACAGCAACAGCAGCAACAACGUAACAUCGAGAAUCUUGAACAGACGCAGCAGAAUGAUUUGCCCCUUCUCGUAGGAAAACUACUCGGUGGUGGUUACAAUAGUUCAACUCCAAAUCACAGUCCAGUGUUAAAUCCAAGACAUCAUUUGACUAAACAUAGCCACACAAGAUCACAGGUGCCGUCACCGGACUCUGCAAUUCACUCCGCAUACAGUGUAUUUAGUUCACCGACGCAGAGUCCCCAUGCAGCUCGUCACUCUGCUCUAGGAGCAGGAAGUCCAGUUCCGUCUUCGUCGUUAUCCCUUUCGCGACAUAGCUUCAACAAUUCCACUUCUUCGUUAUCAUUAUCAUUGUCACAUUCACUCUCGAGGAAUAAUUCUGACGCCUCGAGUAGCUGCUACAGCUACGGUUCUCUCAGUCCACCCACGCACUCACCCGUCCAGCAACCUAGACAUCCGCAGCAUCAUCAGCAUCAGGUGGCUCAGGGAAGUCCUCUCCAUCUACCUGCAACGGCUUCGCCUGCCAUUGCUCAUCAUUAUUCUUCCUCUGCGCCGGGUUCUGAGCUGUCUGCCGAAGGACACGUUGCUACUGACGAUCAGGAAGACUGUCGUAUACCAUCAGCGCCAUCCGGCAUUUCUACCAGACAGCAACUGAUCAAUAGUCCGUGUCCAAUUUGCGGAGACAAGAUCAGCGGUUUUCAUUACGGUAUUUUCUCCUGCGAGUCGUGCAAAGGAUUCUUCAAACGCACCGUCCAAAAUCGGAAAAACUAUGUGUGCCUUAGAGGCGCGGGCUGCCCGGUUACUGUAGCUACCAGGAAAAAGUGCCCCGCCUGUCGCUUUGACAAGUGCCUCAAUAUGGGUAUGAAGCUCGAGGCGAUUAGAGAGGAUCGCACCAGAGGUGGAAGAAGUACCUACCAAUGUACGUACACCCUUCCAGCAAGUCUCGUUGGUAGUCCUGCAAACAGUAUGGCCAGCGACAAGUUAGCCACAGGGGGAAAUUGUAGCCCAGCUCCGCCUGGUAGCGAAUAUUACUAUCCUGCUAGGCAUCAUUCGAAUCAUUCGCAUAAAAUGCAGGUGGUGCCGCAACUUCUACAAGAUAUCAUGGACGUGGAACACUUAUGGCAUUACAACGAUAACGAUCGUAUGUCCGGGAUUCAGGCUGGAGCAACAAAUGCUACGCGAAACAACGAUACAAUGUUAUUAGGAGUUGGAAACGGAGGAGGACCCGGAAUAGGAAACGACACAGGUUCGGUAGUUGAAUGUCCUACUAAUGGAACCGCAGGAAACGGAAAUCCUACCAGUAGAAGAGACGACAGGUCGUGCUCUAACGUAUCUGCUGUCGGUAACGAACAACGAGCUACGCCUAUUAAUAGUAAUUCUCAAAUGGGUAACAAUUCAAAUGGCAACUCGACCCAGCAUCCUGAUUUUCUGUCAAACCUUUGUAACAUCGCUGACCAUCGCCUCUACAAAAUAGUGAAAUGGUGCAAGAGUUUGCCGUUGUUUAAGAACAUUUCGAUCGACGAUCAAAUCUGCCUGUUAAUCAAUUCCUGGUGCGAGUUACUGCUCUUCUCGUGCUGUUUUCGCAGCAUGAGCACUCCCGGUGAAAUCAGAGUAUCUCUCGGCAAGUCGAUCACAUUGGAACAAGCUAGACAGCUUGGUUUAGCGACCUGCAUCGAGAGGAUGCUCGCAUUUACUAACAAUCUGAGAAGGCUCCGAGUAGAUCAGUACGAAUACGUGGCGAUGAAGGUAAUAGUCCUGCUGACUUCUGACACAAGUGAAUUGAAGGAACCUGAAAAAGUUCGAGCAUCUCAGGAAAAAGCUUUACAAGCAUUACAACAGUAUACCAUAGCAAGGUACCCAGAGAUGCCUGCCAAAUUUGGUGAAUUACUAUUGAGAAUUCCAGAUUUACAAAGAACAUGCCAGGCAGGAAAAGAAUUGCUAAGUGCAAAACGCGCCGAGGGGGAAGGUAGUUCGUUUAAUUUGUUGAUGGAAUUAUUGAGAGGAGAUCAUUGAAUUAUUACCACAGUGAAUUAUGCCAUUCCACGCUUAUAGGAUCCAUAAGCUUAGGGAAUUGGAUAUAUUAGAUAAUCAAGAAGCAGCAAAACUAGAAUGAAAACCAUAAACAUUACAGUCCAUGAUACAUUAGUUCUGGGUGAAGGGACUACAUUGUUAUAGAACUAAUUAGAGGUUGACUGCUUGAUGCAUAAAGCGGAUGAGAAAUGACUUUUUUUUCUUCCUUUUUUUUCUUUUAAAUUAAAAUGCUUCCAUGGGGGUGUUGCGUAAUAAUACGAGCUCACCUUGAAACACACGAAUUUCGAAGCGGCCUAUGGUAUGCUCGAAAUGUUCAGCAUGCAUAUCUCUAUGCAAAAGAGACUGAAAGUAUAACUGAAGGAGAGAUGCAGAGCAUUUACGUUUACAAUAAUUUUGAUGUACAGAGAUAGAAAGAUUGAGAGAGAGGGAGAGA